Molecule: messenger RNA, 1668 nt
Organism: Arachis duranensis
Lineage: Eukaryota; Viridiplantae; Streptophyta; Magnoliopsida; Fabales; Fabaceae
Exons: 9
Coding region: 601-1668 (355 amino acids)
Molecular function (GO): flavin adenine dinucleotide binding
Source: RefSeq, a predicted model, not a curated record
AAGGACCAGUUUUCCAGUGUAAAAAAAAGAACCAGUUUGAAAAACGUAAAACUAGUAGCUCAAAUGGAUUUGUAUUGAUUUUUUUUCCUUUCAAAUUUUGUAUAGGAUGAAUUACAUACACUCACCUUCAUCCUCGUAAAACCCUCUCACUCUCGCCAUUCAGAGUCGUCGCCUCCCGUUCACGGCUCACCUGCACAUAUCCACAUUGACCGUCGUCACUCCUCUUCGCCAUCGCUUGCACUGAUUGAAGCUGUGCCGCCCUCACCAUCAUCGUUGUGCAGCCCUCACCAUCGUUGCUGCGCCGCUCUCACCAUAGUCAUCUCCGUGCUUCUCAUCAUCGUCUUUGAUGUGCUCACAUCAUUGAAUAGUUUGAACGGUUUCUUGGUUAGCCAGAAACAGAACUGGUGUGAAGAAUGUAAAGAAUGAAAGAAGACAAGGAGUAGAGAAGUAGAAGACGAAGAAGAAAGGUGAGCUGAAUGAGCUAUAACAUUUGCACUCAUUGACUCCAUUGACGCCACCGCAGCAAGUAAUCCGUUGUAGCAGUGUUGGUCUUUGAUUGUCGGAGCAUUUUGAGGACUUGCUCAUUGAAGAAGCAAAUUGAUGCUGAAGCUCAUGCUGUUCAUGUUUGACUUGCAGAGCUUAGUUUGGUUGCUUCCUUCAAAAGGAAAGGGAGAUUUAAUAACAUGUUCUAAGCAAAAGAAUUCAGAGUUAUUUCACGCGGUUCUUGGAGGCUUAGGACAAUUUGGAGUUAUAACAAGAGCAAGAAUUUCUCUUCACCCAGCACCCACAAAGGAAGGUGCGUAUAACACUGUUGAUAUCAUGCAGACCAAGUUUAUCCUCCCAGAUAGUGAAGAAAAGUGGGUGAUCCAAGCAAUUCGGGAUGCUUGGAAGCGGUUCAAGGGAAAGAUUAAGCAGAAGCACUUUGUUCCCUUUGAUACCAUCGAAGAUAUGGUGAAAAAUCGACCGACACAAGUUCCAGAAAGUCAAUUCAUAAAAUUGAUCUAUUAUUGGAGUCAUCCUACAAUCCAGUCAAUAAGUGAAAAAAAUAAGAAACAUAAAGAACAGCAAAAGUUUCCACAUCGCAUGGGGCCAAUCAAUUUCGGAAGAGUACGAGUGGCUCUGCGCGCGACAAAGGAAACAAAUGAGGAACCAAAAAGGUUUGAAAUGUUCCUUGCUACUCGAACAAGUCGGAAAAGGAAGGAAAUUGAUCAGGAAACACAAGAUGCAAUUGAUGAAUUCCAAAACCGGCAAGCUGCUGGUGAAACAGAUGAGGAAGCUUUUGAGUCUUUAUUUGGAAAAGAACAACCAGGUCGGGUUAGGUGCUAUGGAAGAUCUGUUACACGAAGUGACUUAAAAAAGCAUGCAGAAAUUUUUGAACUCAAGCAACAACACCAAGAGGAAGUCACAUCUUUGAAGGCUGAACUUGGAGACAUGAAAGCCAAACAGCAGCACCAAGAGGCUGACCUUCAUGGAUUGCGAAACAUGAUUAAGUUACUAGUUCAGCGAUCUGAACCUGGAAUGAGGUCGGAAGAAAUUGAAGCUUUGUUACAAGAUGCCCAACACUCUCCAAUUGAUGCAAAUAGCGCUCAUGGAUCAACACAUAUUCCAAACAUAAAUAUGAUGCGAGUGAAGAUUGAGAUGCUGAUCAGAAAUUUUAAAAAAAAAUGA